UUAAGUUCCCGCGUCUUGAACAUAACAAAACACUCCGGGUGUACGUCAUUAGUAAAUUCAUGGAAAAUAUGUGUUUAAUCGAUUGAUUUAAUGAAAUAAUGACGGAAAUAGAUGAUAUUGACGAUUGUACGAAUAGUGAUGAUACAGAAAUUGGAUUUCGUAAUUUAGAAAUGACUGAAAGAAUUUUAACACAUAUUGAUGUGAAAUAUUCAGAAAGUUUUAUUACUCUAGUGCGCGUCAUUUUAGUUAUUUUAUUACGUGUUGGAUUUGUGCUCAUACAGAUAGGAAGUAUACCUACAAGUAACGUUAAUUUGAUCCUGUCUCAAAAUAUUAUCGACCUGUGCUGGGUAAGCAUUGUUUUUAUAUUCCUUGGAUCUGUUUUCGCCUACACCGGUGACUUAGGAAGCACCAUGGGCAAAUUUUAUUGGAUUGGUCAUAAAGAUGUAAACAAAGAGGAAGUUAUUAUUGGAUGGCAAGCAGUAAUGAUUGCAUCAGCUAUUGCUACCACCUGUAUAGUGGGUAGGGUACAGAACAUUACUUCGUUUACGAUUGGAUUAAUUUUAUGUGGCGUCCUACAACCUUUUAUCAUUCAUUGGACUUGGACAGUCGAUGGUUGGCUGUCAUACAAUUAUUUUCGAAGUAGAAAAGUCAUGUUUAGAGAUUAUGGAGGAUCAACUAUUGUUCACAUGGUUGGAGGAUUGACUGGAUUUGUAGGAUGUUUAAUAUUAGGAAGGAGACUUAUGAAGCUUCGAGAUCUGGAUAGAGCAAGUAUUUCAACUGGAUCGGUAGCAACUACAUUUCUAGGCCAUCUUUUAAUUACUCUUGGCCUUCAGAGUCUUAUGAUAUCUAAUAAUAUAAAUGAAACUCAGGAGUUAAUUACAACACGAUUACCAAACAUCAUAAUCAACAAUUUGAUAUCAAUAUCAUCAUGUACGAUUGUUGUCACUGUUAUUUACUUUUAUAUUCACAAAUCUCUUGAUCACUGGAUGAUGAUGCGAUGUGUUCAAGCGACCACUGCAGGAAUAGUUAUAAUUUCAGCAGGAGUGGAUGAUUAUUCACCCCCUAUAGCAUUUCUCUUUGGCUGCAUAGGAGGAGUUCUAUUUUAUCUAGUAUCUAGAGAAGUAAAUUACUGUGUCGAGCACAGCGCUGCUCUUUGGGCUCGUAAAUGAGCUUCUAAGCAGAUGAGAAGUCCGGAAUGGUGGAUGGAAACCUAAAAUGUAUAAACAAUAAUUACAUGUCACGUUGAAACUAAACAUAAAUUAAUCUUUCAUCAAGUACAUUUGUUAGUGAAAAUAUUUUUCUUUGAUUGAUUUAAUAAGUUGGAACAAUACUUUAAGCCACAUUAAUAUGGAAAUGCCGUCGAAUGUAACUAGAUUUCCAGAAGUCAAGUGGACAGAUUCGAAACAGUAGGUUGUAGUUGAUGUGUUGUGAUUCAUGGAGCAGGCAACAUUCAACAAUACUUGUCGAUAACAAUGCAUAAGAAGUCAAUGGUAGGAUCAAGUGAAUUGCUUUGACAUUACACUCACUGUGUUCUCUAAAACAAAGCUGCUCGAAAGAUA
Messenger RNA from Chelonus insularis, 1559 nucleotides. RefSeq names its product ammonium transporter 1 member 1-like. Gene Ontology annotation, biological process: ammonium transmembrane transport; ammonium homeostasis. Gene Ontology annotation, cellular component: plasma membrane. The record is from RefSeq and is a predicted model, not a curated record. The transcript is spliced from 4 exons. Lineage: Eukaryota; Metazoa; Arthropoda; Insecta; Hymenoptera; Braconidae. The coding region runs from base 99 to 1169 and encodes 356 amino acids. Gene Ontology annotation, molecular function: ammonium channel activity.